Messenger RNA from Gadus chalcogrammus (walleye pollock), 2563 nucleotides. Its product is annotated as nectin-4-like. The transcript has 11 exons. NCBI's taxonomy places the organism in Eukaryota, Metazoa, Chordata, Actinopteri, Gadiformes, Gadidae. Bases 557 to 2545 code for a protein of 662 amino acids. Gene Ontology annotation, biological process: homophilic cell-cell adhesion; heterophilic cell-cell adhesion. Gene Ontology annotation, cellular component: adherens junction. The record is from RefSeq and is a predicted model, not a curated record.
CCUGUUUGGAUGCGCGUGUGUGCGUGUAUGUGCGUGUGUGUGUGAGUUUGAGAUAGAGAGAGAGAGGGAGGGAGAGAGAGAGAGAGGUUGCGACAGGUGUACACCAAACAGGUAGCUGCGCCUUGGUUUUUUUUUCUUCCACGGGACGAACGUAUUCCCCCCUGCCUGGCCGAGAGCAGAACAGAACAACAAGUGACGAAGAUUAAAGGAUUUAAACAUUUUACAAAGGAACAAUUGGGUGGUUUUUCCCUUCCAUCUCGCGGGCUAGAGCGCGAUCUAAAGGUUUAACGCACAGACGACGCACGGCCCUUCCCCCGGAGCGUCCAUUUGGAGAUAUUGUCCUUUUGGGGGGGUGUGUUGCGUUUGAUCUACUUAAAGGGGUUACUUUAAGUUCUUGAUUGUGUUCUCGCUUCCCACCCGCUGACCGGGGCUGAACCUGAGGAGGAGACGCAGACGGUGUACUGGAACCCAUGUCCUGCAGACAUAGAUAGAGCAGUGAUCCCACCUUACAGCCCGACAUCCCCUCAGCACUGCCUUUGGGACCCCCAGGUGGAGGAUGGUAUCGCUGCUCAGAGCGCUCUCUCUCUGUCUGCUGGUCAGCUCCGUUUCUGUGGGGAGGGGGGAGUUCCUUGACGCACCCCCCGACCAUGCCUUGCUCUCGCUGGCGGAGAAGGAGACGGUGCUGCCCUGCCGUUACCGGGACGACCCCGGGGUCAAGUCGACGGUGAUACAGGUCAGCUGGUACAAAGAGGGGCCCGGCGGCGGCCGGGACCAGAUCAUGGCUGCCCAUCAUCAGGACGGACAGACAGCGUUCGGGCCGUGGUCAGGCCGUGUGCGGUUCCAGAGCAGCGAGCCCAUGGUGGACUCCAGCCUGGUCAUCCUGACCACGGAGGUGGUGGACGAGGGCAGCUACACCUGCCACAUCAGCACCUUCCCAGCCGGGAACUUUGACCAGAAGCUGACACUCACUGUCUGGACUGUCCCCAUCUCCUCCCUGGACCCGGUCAUCCUGGUGGAGGGCCAGUCGUACCGUCUGGCCGCCGCCUGUCGCUCCGUGGCCCGCCCGCUGCCCAGCCUCUCCUGGGACACCGACCUCAACGGCCAGUCCACCAACCGCUCCUCCGACACCGGCUCCGUGUCCUCCCACUACUCCCUGCACCCCCUGCGGAGCAUGAACGGCAAGAAGCUGGACUGCCUGGUCUCCCACCAGUCCCUGAAGGAGCCUCGGAGGCUCCGCAACAACGUGGUGGUGCACUACCCCCCCAACGCAGAGGUGUCCGGCUACAGUCCGAGCUGGUUCGUUGGCAUGGAGACGGCGAUGCUGCACUGUCGGAGCGGGGGAAACCCCAUACCUGAGGAAUUCACCUGGACCAGGCAGGGAGGGGAUCUCCCACAGGGAGUCAUUCCUCACCCCAACGGCACGCUGGAGUUCGGGCGCCCUCUGAGCGCGGGGGACGGGGGCGUGUACCAGUGCGUGGUCAGGAACGUCGUGGACAGCAGCAAGGCGACGGUCGAGCUGAAGGUGGCCGACGAGCCCCAGAAGGAGGCGGAGCCGGACAACCUGCUCCUGAUUGGUGUGGGCGGGGCGGCGGGCGGUCUGCUGCUGCUGAUGUUGGUGGUCAUCGUCAGCGUGACGUGUCACCACAAGCGCCGCAACAAGAAGCUGGAGCGCCAGCUCACCGUGAAGGACAAUGAGAUCAGCAACCUGGUCCGCCAGGCCUCCUUCAGGAGGGUCAACUCGGACCAAAUGGACUCAAUAGAACAGAUGACAGAGAAGAACUCCCUGAGGGUUGAGGGAACGAUUCGAGCCAGCCUGUCGUCCCUCGGGGACCAGGCUCUCAGUCGGGACAGUCGCUCCACCCUGUCGGGCGGGUGGGCCGGUGUAGGGGGAGGAGGAGGAGGAGGGGGCGGAGGGAUGCUGCUGGACCACCUGGGUCGGCCGUCGCUGACCAACGGGUCGCGGCGAGGGGGCAGCCGGAUCCUGGAACGGGACGAGGAGAAGAGGCUCCGCAUGGAGUCCUACGCCAGGAACAGCACCAUGUCGCUGCAGGACAAGCAGAGGAUGCACCCCCCCCUCCUCCCGUCCCCCGUCCCGGUGCUCCACUCCACCGAGAUCCUGCGCACCCGCCAGCCCCACGGCACCGACGACGGAGGAGGAGGAGGAGGAGGAGGAGGAGGAGGAGGCGGCCGGAUCGCCAACGGCACGCGCAACAUGCAGCCCCCGCCGCUCCGCUGCGGCUACCCGACCCGGGGCGACGAGGAAGACGAGGAGGACGAGGGUCUGGGCGGCCUGAUGUGUCCUGAGGUCCAGGGGCGGCUGGUGCACGGCGACCGCGACGGCGACGGCGGGCACCCCGACGACGACGACGACGACGACCCCUACGGCAGCGAGACCCACAGCUCGCUGAUGAUGGACGCCCAGCAGGUCCACUUCCAGCCGCAGGCGCCGCAGCACCACCUGACCAACGGGACGCUGAGACCCAAGAGCCGCUCCCCCCUCCCGAACCCCCACGCCUCCCACAUCCACAAGGCCCAGAUCGUUUAGCCGGGGGUGGGGGGUGGG